Messenger RNA from Corapipo altera (White-ruffed manakin), 1811 nucleotides. RefSeq names its product myozenin 3 (gene MYOZ3). The transcript is spliced from 6 exons. Bases 4 to 732 code for a protein of 242 amino acids. The record is from RefSeq and is a predicted model, not a curated record. NCBI's taxonomy places the organism in Eukaryota, Metazoa, Chordata, Aves, Passeriformes, Pipridae. Gene Ontology annotation, cellular component: Z disc; actin cytoskeleton. Gene Ontology annotation, molecular function: actin binding; FATZ binding; telethonin binding.
GUGAUGACCAUCAUGAGACCGGGUCCUGCAGAUGAGCCCCGUCUGGACUUGGGCAAGAAGAUGAGCACAACGCAGGACCUGAUGAUCGAGGAACUCUCCCUGCGGAAUAACCGCGGCUCCCAGCUCUUCCAGCAGCGCCAGAGGCGGAUGCAGCGCUUCAUUUUUGAGCAUCCCAGUGGCUACAGGGAGCUCCCAGGGCCAGGGGGCUCACACCACACUGAGAAAGGCGAUCCAGCGAAUGAAGGGAUGGCAGAGGAGAACGCUGAGGGCCAGCAGAAUUAUCACUCUGAGCUCCACGUGGCAGCAUCGCCCCAGGGUGGCCCCCCAGAAGUGCCCAAGAAGACAGAGAAAGUCUUGCAUAUGAGCAAAGUCCUGAACCCCAGUGCCCUGGCCCCAGGGUACUCGAGCCCCCUCAAAGAAAUCCCCCCGGAGAAGUUCAACGUCACCGCCAUCCCCAAGGGCUACCGGUGCCCGUGGCAGGAGCUCUUUGGUGACAGUGCUGAUGCUGUGUUUGGCAAGAACCAGCCACCCAUGAGACCCCCUGCGUGGGACUUCAGGAGCUUCAACAGGACCCCAGCCCCAUUUGACAGGGCGGUGGUUGGGGAGCUGUUCUCUGUGCCCACCGCAGAGCUGGACAACCUGAGUGCGCUGGAGGUGAUUUCCCACAGGCCCAACUUCAACCGCGUGGCACAAGGCUGGGUGCGGAUCCUGCCAGAGAGCGAAGAGCUGUAGCUGUUCCUUCCCCACCACCACGGAUGGUUUCCUCGCUAGACUCGGACACACUUUGCAGGGUGGGGGAGAGGGGGCAGGUAUCCCUCGUGGAAGCUCAGCCAGUGGUCUCGGGUUGUCAUCUUCAGAUGGGGUUUGACCGAGCUCGAGUCUGGGACCAUUCUGAAUUCCCCUUGCAGCAGCCCUGGUCACAAGGGCAGUGAGUGCCAAGCCAGCCAGCCAAGUUCUUGCUGUUAAUCAAGCAGAUCCCCACAAGCUCCCAUACAAAACACCCCAUACAGCCUGUCCUCUGCCCUGCCUUGUGGAAAACAGCACCACCAGCUGCAACACACCAAACUCCCGCCCUGCGUCUUCACCGAUACAAGAGACCUGCUUUGACAGCUGCUGCUUUUGCAGAGAAAUUCCAUCUUCAGGACAACUCUGCAUCUGUCAUUCCAGUCAGGAUGGCGAGAGGAGGUGAUAAUGGAAGAGCAGCAGCAAAACAAGUUACUGGAGGCAUUGGCAUGUUAAAAGCAGCUACUUUGGGCUUGGCUGGACAACAAAACAAAUGAGGAACUGGGAAUCUGCCUGUUUACCAACACAGCACAACCAGGAUAGAUGGGAGAGGAACAAUGGGAGUUGGAAAAUUGUGCUGUAUUUUCCACUGGCUAGCACUUGGCAGCUGUUAUUUUCCCCUUUCUACUGCUAUUUGCAUGCCUUGCUUGAACAUCUAAGCCCUGAGUGACUUACGCCAGAUUUGCUUCAUGUAGUUGGUUAACAAGGAUCAGGUCCUGCCUGGACCCACACCAGUCUGAGGAUCCUGCCAGGGUGUUCCACAGGGAAGGAAAAGCAGUGUGAUCAUGACUCUAGAGAGCAUAGGCUUCUCUGGGAAUGUGAAAAUCAGCAGUGAGGAUCCAAUUACACCGUUUUCAGCAGUGACACACAGUGGGACCUGCAGCUAACAACAGCCUAUUGAUCUGGGUAUCUGUGAUGCUCAACUGCUGCCCUGUUCCAGUUCCAUCUCUCUCCUCUUUGUCCAUCAUCUGCAGAAGCCAUGUAACCUCAGGGAACUGGAAAUAAUAAAUAAAUAGUGAUGAUGUAAA